Messenger RNA from Austrofundulus limnaeus, 635 nucleotides. RefSeq lists its product as uncharacterized. NCBI's taxonomy places the organism in Eukaryota, Metazoa, Chordata, Actinopteri, Cyprinodontiformes, Rivulidae. The record is from RefSeq and is a predicted model, not a curated record.
GUUAGCAGAGUCUAACCUACGCCUGCACAAAGUGGCAUCAAAUUGCAGUCAAGUCAUGGAAGCCUUCCCUACUGAGGAUCGAGCAAAGGACUUAAAAGAUUUGGAUCUUGGAGUGGACCCCCUCCCAGUUCAGAGGAGCUUAGGACUCUGUUGGGACCUACAAUCUGAUAGUUUCACCUACCAUGUGCCAAAAGACUCCAAACCUUUCACAUGUAGGGGAGUAUUGUCGACAGUAAACAGCCUCUACGACCCUUUGGGCUUGGUCGCACCCAUAGUAAUGCAGGGAAAAGCAUUACUCAGAGAACUGUCAUGUGGAAUGAAAGACUGGGAUGAACCUCUACCUCCUGAAAAACAUGAGAAGUGGGUAUUGUGGAAAAACUCAUUGCAAGCCCUUGAAAGCCUCCAAAUACCAAGGUGCUACAGCUCGGGUACGUUAAGCACAAUGAGACUAAAAGAACUGUGCAUUUUCUCUGAUGCCUCCCUUAUAGCCAUUGGGGCAGUAGCUUAUCUGCAUACAGUUAGCUGUGAUGGACAGCACCAUGUUGGGUUUGUUAUGGCAAAGUCUAAGCUCGCACCCCGUCCUGCACACACAGUACCACGCCUAGAACUUUGUGCUGCGGUGCUUUCAGUAGAAA